GUCAAAUUGAGUAAACAGACAUUUACAUUUGGUUGGUAACGUUACAACUAAUUUGUUGUCGCACGGUGUUAACAUGGCUUGAAUUAAAUACAUUUCAUGCAUUUUGGUUGAUCCAUCUUCCCCUGGAUUUCGACAAGUUGUAAAAUAAAGACGGCCAAGGAAAGAGCGCGCGGGGAUAAUUGCGGGCUGUGCGUGUGACAUCACACAUAUCCAUUACUAGGUCCUUUCGGCAUUGCUCCGGUUUGUAUUUAGGGGGAUGGGGCCGUGCAGAGGAUGAUAGAGCUCUCAUGGUGUUGUACUUUAGUUCUUGGCUAAAUCCUUCCACUUCCUAACCGAGCCACCCGCAUUGUUUUAUAUAUAGUACCCAUUCACGUAUGUAUUUUGGCGACGUUUGACCGGAGAAAAGUGGAGUAUCCGUACGACCACGGUGCACUCUGAAAAACUACAAAAUGUAUUCCAGUGGAGCUGCUGGAGCUGCUGAGAUGCUUGAUCCACCUCACUCCUCGGGGUCAAUUGGCUCUGACCCCUCUGAUCCAGAUCCCCCGUCUCCCCCAGUGCCAGAGUAUGUGUUCAAACCCCCCUCGCGGCCAGACUUUGGCACCAUGGGCAGGACAAUCAAACUGCAGGCCAACUUCUUCGAGAUGGAGAUCCCCAAACUGGAGGUCUACCACUACGACAUUGACAUCAAGCCAGAGAAAUGCCCCAGAAGGGUCAACCGUGAAAUUGUGGAGCACAUGGUACAGCACUUUAAAACGCAGAUCUUUGGGGAUCGAAAGCCAGUGUAUGACGGGAGGAAGAAUCUCUACACAGCCAUGCCCUUACCUAUAGGCAGGGAAAAAGUGGAGCUGGAGGUGACCAUCCCAGGCGAGGGGAAAGACCGGAACUUCAAAGUGGCCAUAAAGUGGGUGUCCUGCGUCAGUCUGCAAGCUCUUCAAGAAGCCCUGUCUGGACGACUGCCAAACAUCCCCUUUGAGACCAUCCAGGCCCUGGACGUGGUCAUGAGACAUUUGCCCUCUAUGAGGUACACCCCCGUCGGACGUUCUUUCUUCACCCCUUCAGAGGGAUGCUCCAACCCCCUGGGCGGGGGCAGGGAGGUCUGGUUUGGGUUCCACCAAUCGGUUAGGCCUUCCCUGUGGAAGAUGAUGCUAAACAUUGACGUGUCGGCCACCGCCUUCUACAAGGCGCAGCCUGUGAUUGAGUUCAUGUGUGAGGUUUUGGAUUUCAAAAGUAUCGAAGAACAACAGAAACCCUUAACCGACUCCCAGAGAGUAAAGUUUACCAAGGAAAUCAAAGGUAAUCAUUCAUUACCAGGUCUGAAGGUUGAGAUCACUCACUGUGGUCAGAUGAAAAGGAAGUACAGAGUAUGUAAUGUGACGAGAAGACCAGCCAGUCACCAGACGUUUCCACUGCAGCAGGAGAAUGGCCAGACCAUAGAAUGCACAGUAGCGCAGUACUUCAAAGACAAGUACAAACUCAUACUGCGCUACCCCCACCUCCCCUGUCUACAGGUUGGACAGGAGCAGAAACACACCUACCUCCCCCUCGAGGUCUGUAACAUAGUGGCUGGCCAGCGGUGCAUCAAGAAGCUGACCGACAAUCAAACGUCCACUAUGAUCCGUGCCACAGCCCGAUCGGCACCAGACCGUCAGGAAGAGAUAAGCAAACUGAUGAGAAGUGCCAACUUUAACAAUGAUCCUUACGUGCGUGAGUUUGGGGUGAUGGUGAGGGAUGAGAUGACCGAGGUGAACGGCAGAGUCCUCCAGGCCCCAUCCAUCCUCUACGGAGGGCGGCAGAAUAAAGCAAUAGCAACUCCCAUCCAGGGAGUGUGGGACAUGAGGAACAAGCAGUUCCACACUGGCAUAGAGAUCAAGGUGUGGGCCAUCGCCUGCUUCGCCCCACAGAGACAGUGUACUGAACUCCUGCUCAAGGCGUUCACAGACCAGCUGCGUAAGAUCUCUCGCGACGCGGGGAUGCCCAUCCAGGGCCAACCCUGUUUCUGUAAGUACGCUCAGGGGGCGGACAGCGUGGAGCCCAUGUUCAAACACCUGAAGUACACCUACCAGGGCCUGCAGCUGGUGGUGGUCAUCCUGCCUGGGAAGACGCCCGUCUAUGCUGAGGUGAAGCGUGUUGGUGACACGGUGCUGGGCAUGGCCACCCAGUGUGUCCAGGUAAAGAAUGUUCAGAAAACCACUCCCCAGACCCUCUCUAACCUCUGCCUGAAGAUCAACGUCAAGCUGGGCGGGGUCAACAACAUCCUCCUCCCACAGGGCAGGCCCCUGGUGUUCCAGCAGCCAGUCAUCUUCCUGGGUGCUGAUGUCACUCACCCUCCUGCUGGAGAUGGGAAGAAACCCUCCAUCGCUGCAGUGGUGGGGAGCAUGGACGCCCACCCCAGCCGCUACUGUGCCACGGUGCGGGUGCAGCAGCAUCGCCAGGACAUCAUCCAGGACCUGGCCACAAUGGUCAGAGAGCUGCUCAUCCAGUUCUACAAGUCCACCCGCUUCAAGCCCACCCGGAUCAUCUACUACCGCGACGGCAUAUCUGAGGGCCAGUUCAACCAGGUUAGACUUGAGGUGCUCCAACAUGAGUUACUGGCGAUCCGUGAGGCCUGCAUCAAACUGGAGAAAGACUACCAGCCCGGUAUCACCUUCGUGGUGGUGCAGAAGAGACACCACACUCGACUGUUCUGCAUGGACAGAAACGAGAGGGUUGGUAAGAGUGGCAACAUCCCUGCAGGCACCACAGUGGACACCAAAAUCACUCACCCAUCGGAGUUUGACUUCUACCUGUGUAGCCACGCUGGCAUUCAGGGGACCAGCCGACCAUCCCAUUACCACGUGCUGUGGGACGACAACCAUUUCACCUCGGACGAGCUGCAGGUGCUAACCUACCAGCUGUGCCACACCUAUGUGCGCUGCACCCGCUCUGUGUCCAUCCCAGCACCAGCCUACUACGCCCACCUGGUGGCAUUCCGUGCCCGUUACCACCUGGUGGAUAAGGAGCAUGACAGUGCGGAGGGCAGUCACACGUCGGGACAGAGCAAUGGGCGUGACCAGCAGGCUUUGGCCAAGGCAGUUCAGAUCCACCAGGACACACUGCGCACUAUGUACUUCGCCUGAAGCACCAGGGGCGGACAUUGGUGAGACAGACCCAACAGGGAAGAAGCCUUCUCUCCUCCCACCUAACCCCCUUACUGUAUCAGGUGUGGGCGUUAAGUGGGUUUGUCGUUUUGUCUCUCCCCGCCAGUAAAGGGGAAUGAUACCAAACAAAUUAGGGAGGGUUUCUUUUCCAAAAUGUCCACAAUUAUUUUCAAACAUGCAUACAAAACCGCUUUCUCCCCCCCUUCCUGGCCUAACCCUGGUCAUUCUAAGGUAGUACUAUGUAAAAUGAUUACUCAGAAAUGGGUUGUGGUGGAGUGGACUCCUUUAUUUUACAUGUUGUACAUUUGUUUGUAUUUGUAAAUGUGGGGGGAGAUACAUUUGUAUUACUUUUCUUUACACUGACAGUUGGAAAUACUUGUAUCAUACUAAGGGGCAGUAUCAUCACACUUUGGUGUUUAGACACUAUACUGUUUUCUGACGGGGUCCCCAGGGUUGAAAGGAGGUGGGGAUAUCAAAGACGAGAACGGUCCGAUAGGUUUAUAAUCAUUCUUACUCUUCACAACCUUUAUUUAUCAGCCAAUCAAAGCAAAGUGCACUGACCAGGACUUAAGUACACAAGUACUUAACAUGUUGUCUUUUCAUUUGUAUGUACUAUGAAUUUAACAGGCUUGGAUACAGUACCAGCCUCAGAGUAUUUGUCCUCCAACACUGGUGACCAACAUGUUUUUAUGCUGCAUCUGAUGACCGCUAAGCAAGUAAUUUUUGUAUUAGAUUUUCAUUAGACUUUGAAACUGUUAACACUUAUUUUUUAUCAAGACUUAUACAAAUUAAUAAUAUGAAAUUGUAACGACAGCAAUUUUUGCUGUCUUGCCUUUUACUUGGACUGGGUUGUUUUGUCAAUCUAUGGCCAGUGUGGCCAGCGAAUAGAUUUACUAAUAGAAUGGGACUGGUUCCCAACAGACACCUUUUGUGUUCUCUGAGCCACAUUACAUGUGAAGACAUCUACAUUGGGGGGGGGUCAAGUCUCUUGAAAUGAAAUCUGUUGUCUCCUUUUAGUGUCCCCCUUUCAUGUAUCUAUUAUUUUAUGAAUUUGUACAUAGAUGACUUACACGUUCGAUUUAGGCAUUUGGAUAUGUUAACCCUAUCUAGUUUUCUUUAUGGUUUUAUGGCAGCGAAAUGGUUUUCUCCCUACUGGGGGGGGGGGGGGGGGGGUUGUAAUGCUGUCAUCUUGUAGUACAGUCGUUGAUGUAUGAAUCGGUAUAGUAGAGUGAAGCCUGUGAUGUCAGUGUCACACGUGUAGGGACUGGACUGAAGAUGAGGUGGGGUUCUAUUGGGGGACAAAUGUUCCAGAGACUGCUAGAUAUUUUCUCUUUGUUAUUCCUCUGUAAAAAAGGGAGCAAUUAUGCUAUUCCACUAGUCAAGCAAAGUUUUUUUUUUUUUUUUUUUUUUUUUUUUUUUUUUUUCAAGUAUUUUAAUUGUGGGCUUUGUAUCAUAGCCUCGUGGGAUAUAGGGUAUAUUUUGAAUACGCUUUUAGAAGAGAAUGCUAAAAUGAUGAUAAUAGAAGGAAUUUUUCAAAACGAUUGUCCGGUAUGUAGUUAUAAAGAAUAAAAAAAUAAAAAUAAAUUUUAUGCAGA
Molecule: messenger RNA, 4732 nt
Organism: Salvelinus namaycush (lake trout)
Lineage: Eukaryota; Metazoa; Chordata; Actinopteri; Salmoniformes; Salmonidae
Product: protein argonaute-2-like
Exons: 20
Coding region: 450-3116 (888 amino acids)
Biological process (GO): regulation of DNA-templated transcription; regulatory ncRNA-mediated gene silencing
Cellular component (GO): RISC complex
Molecular function (GO): protein binding; endoribonuclease activity, cleaving siRNA-paired mRNA; RNA binding
Source: RefSeq, a predicted model, not a curated record